Messenger RNA from Aspergillus ibericus CBS 121593, 1347 nucleotides. RefSeq names its product iron-sulfur cluster assembly protein CIA1 (gene cia1). The transcript has a single exon. Gene Ontology annotation, molecular function: protein binding. Gene Ontology annotation, cellular component: cytosolic [4Fe-4S] assembly targeting complex. Gene Ontology annotation, biological process: iron-sulfur cluster assembly. Bases 1 to 1347 code for a protein of 448 amino acids. The record is from RefSeq and is a predicted model, not a curated record. Lineage: Eukaryota; Fungi; Ascomycota; Eurotiomycetes; Eurotiales; Aspergillaceae.
AUGGCCGACCCCGUCACCUCCUCCGCUCACCUCCAGCUCCUGUCGGAUUUGACCCCGCCCUCCCUCGAACGCACCUGGUUGACGGCGCCACACCCGCGUCUCCCCAUCGUUGCAACCUGCAGCUCCGACAAGACCGUGCGCGUCUACUCGCUGACCAACUUCCGGCUCCUCUCGACCAUCGUCGGCGGUCACAAGCGCAGCGUUCGCACCGCCGCCUGGAAGCCGCACGCCCAGGGCGAAAGCGUGCUCGCCACGGGCAGUUUCGAUGCCACAGCCGGCAUCUGGCGUCGAUGGGACAGUUACGGACAGGCAACCGACGGGUGGGGCCUGGGUCAACGAGACCAGGCCACCAAUAACCAUGACCGCGCUGAAUCCGAAGCCGACGAGCAGGAUAUUCUCCGCCGCGACGCAAGCAACGCAGCAGAAGACGACGACGAUGAAUGGCGAUUCGCAGUCCUCUUGGACGGACACGAUAGUGAGGUGAAGUCCGUAGCAUGGUCACCGUCGGGGAUGCUCCUGGCAACGUGUUCUCGGGACAAGUCGAUCUGGAUCUGGGAGGAUCUAGAUGACGGCGACAACAAUUUUGAGACGGUGGCGGUGAUGCAGGAGCACGAGGGGGACGUGAAGUGUGUGUCGUGGCAUCCUGUCGAGGAGUGUUUGGCGAGUGCGAGCUACGACGAUACGAUUCGCAUCUGGCGCGAGGACCUGGAUGAUUGGGGCCAGGUUGCGUGUUUGCGGGGCCACGCGGGCACGGUCUGGUUUGUGGAUUGGGAAGCGGUUGACAAUGUUCCGGCGGGGUUGGUGGAGGAGACGGAGAAGGAGGCCUGGAGAGAGGCGGGACAGCGUGCCUUGUCUGGACCGCGUCUGGUGUCAUGCUCGGAUGAUCGGACUGUCCGUGUCUGGCGCCGACAGCCUAAGGAACAGGCUCCGGUGGCGGGGACGGCGAUGCCGAGUAUCAUUCGGCCGACGGGGAUGGAUGAGACGUGGGAGGAGGAGGCGGUGCUUCCGGCGGUGCAUGAUCUCGCGGUGUAUGCGGUGGCUUGGAGUAAGACGGGGCUGCUGGCGUCCGUGGGUGCCGAUGGUCGUAUCGUGCUCUAUGAGGAGCGGUUGGUGGACGUCGCCUCGCCGCAGCCGAUGGAUACAGAACCGCCGUCGUCGGCGCCGGCUGUCGCGCGGACAGAGUGGGUGAUCCUCGCUGCGUUGACGGGGGCGCAUGGCAUCUACGAAAUCAACCAUGCGGCGUGGGCGAAGCGCGCUGAUCGCGGGCGGGACGAGAGUAAGGAAGAGGAGGUGCUCAUCACCACGGCCGAUGAUGGGAGUGUCAAGGUUUGGACGGUCGAACGGUGA